AUGACCAGCAACUACUACGAUUUGGACGAUAUACUAGCGGAUGGCGAGAAGGUGCCGAGCCGUUUCAACAUGACGGUUCCCGGGCUCGGGUAUUUAGAAGGAAACCCCGGAAAAGCCGUCCAAAAAGGUACCCAAUUGGAGCUACCAAUGUGGCUAGCAGAAGUGUUGGCUAUCUGUGCCAUCCUGGAAGACUCCCAGGAGAGUUUCAUUGACUUGUCGGAGCCCGAGUUCAUCAGCUCUAGGGUGUUGAAUGCCAUCAAAACAAACCCACGGACUGUGGAUCUUCGCAAGUUGCUCAGAAACUAUUACAAAUUGGUGGAGAAAUGGGGCACCUUCUUCAAUGAACCAUCAUUGAUUGAGAUCAUCAUGACCAUGUUGAAAGAGCGGGCUUUUGAGAUCAACAACUUUGCUUCCAACACCAACAAACUGAUGAAUAAUGACUUUACUUAUACCUUGGACGAGUUCGAGAGAAUCUUGUUCAGAAUGACCUCCGACAGCAACAAGCAGAUGAGAAACUGGCUCAAGGAGUGA
Messenger RNA from Suhomyces tanzawaensis NRRL Y-17324, 531 nucleotides. It is a transcript of the gene PSF3, whose product is annotated as DNA replication protein. The transcript has a single exon. Gene Ontology annotation, cellular component: GINS complex. The record is from RefSeq and is a predicted model, not a curated record. Bases 1 to 531 code for a protein of 176 amino acids. Gene Ontology annotation, biological process: mitotic DNA replication initiation. NCBI's taxonomy places the organism in Eukaryota, Fungi, Ascomycota, Pichiomycetes, Serinales, Debaryomycetaceae.